This is a messenger RNA of Actinia tenebrosa (Australian red waratah sea anemone), 706 nucleotides long. RefSeq names its product neurotrypsin-like. Gene Ontology annotation, cellular component: membrane. NCBI's taxonomy places the organism in Eukaryota, Metazoa, Cnidaria, Anthozoa, Actiniaria, Actiniidae. The record is from RefSeq and is a predicted model, not a curated record.
AUGUCGGUAAAGCCUAGCACGUUUCUGUUUGUUACAGAAGCAAAGUCCAAGGUAUCUGUUCGUCUAUUGGACGGUAAGACUCCUAACGAGGGACGUUUAGAAGUUAGAUACAAAGGUACUUGGGGUACCAUAUGCAAUGCUGAAUGGGACAUAUUUGCUGCUUACGUGGUGUGUCACAUGUUGAAUUACUCCAAGGCAGUAAUAGCAAAGACUGCUAGCGUCAAAGGAACUGGUCCUAUAUGGCUUAAAUUAAGAGGUUAUGGUUGCUAUGGACACGAAGAAUCUAUUGAUCAGUGUCCUCAUGGUGGCUGGGGUAACACUGGUGGAUGUGAUCACAGCCGUGAUGCUGGAGUGGUAUGUGGCAAUCUAACACCAGAGGAGAAAGCGAUCGAAGUUCGUCUGGUGGGAGAUCAAAACCAUACUGGCAAAGUAGAAAUACUGUAUCAAGGGACCUGGGGAGUAGUGUGUUAUUAUUUGUGGGAUACACGAGAUGCUCACGUGAUCUGCAAAAUGCUUGGUUACAAAGCAGCUAAACACGCAAUUCGGUUUAUUGAAGGAGAGACACCAAGAAGAACUCUCAUGGGUCUUGUGGGAUGCAGUGGUAGAGAAAAGUCGAUAUCAGAGUGUGCUCACCGUGGAUGGUGGAAGGUUUCUUCAUGGUGCUCGAAUAAACGUCUUGCUGGGGUGGUUUGUCAGGCAAAUGAAG